Molecule: messenger RNA, 1661 nt
Organism: Thermothelomyces thermophilus ATCC 42464
Lineage: Eukaryota; Fungi; Ascomycota; Sordariomycetes; Sordariales; Chaetomiaceae
Exons: 8
Coding region: 1-1608 (535 amino acids)
Source: RefSeq, a predicted model, not a curated record
AUGGACUCGUCCCGGUUGGACUCGGGCGAUGACCAAACCCCAUAUGCACAGCGCAGCCGCCUUCUCGAUCCAUCAACCCACGAGAUCCGCCUCCUAACCUUCACCUACCCCCCUCUGCGCCCCUCCCUCAACGACACCCCGAACAACCCCAACCCGACAUACACCCUCACCCUCACCCUCACCUUCACCCUCACCCUCACCCUCGCCCUCGCCCUCACCCAUGCGCCCCUCUCUCACCCGACCGGUCCCUGCACCCCGCCGUCCUUCUCCGCCCUCUCCUACGUCUGGGGUCCGCCGGCAUCAUCAUCCUCCGCCGACCCGCCGCCGCCGACCGUGACCAUCGACGGCCACCGCGUCCCGGUGACGGCGAGCCUGCGGAGCGCGCUGGCCUGUCUGGCGCGCGAACGCUGGGCCGACGCGCUGUUUGGCAGCCAGGUUUCGAAAUAUUCCUCCUCCUCCUCCUCCUCCUCCUCCUCCUCCUCCUCCUCCUCCGCGGGCUGGGGGCGGGUGGAGGGGUUCGUCAAGACGGUGUUGCAAUUCGCCAUCACAGCUGCUGAUGGCGCGACGAGAAUGGGGCCCGCGCAGGGAAGGGCCCUGGUGGCGUGGCGCCGGCUGUGGAUCAUCCAGGAGGUGGUGCUCGCGCGCAAGGCGGUCUUGGUGCUCGGUACGGACCCCGAGGCCGGGGUGACGUGGAUUGGGAGGAUCGACCUGGGCAUGCCGUUGCUCGACGCCAUCCUCUGGACCUCCAUCGGCACAAGUCCGGACGGCGCCAUUCAAGCCACUGACUUGAGGGAUAAUAGGAUUUACGGCCUUCUGGGCAUGGUGCGGCAGCGGGAUCGAUGCAGGAUACCCGUUGAUUACUCUCCCGACAUGACGAUCAGCAAGGUACUUUUUUGCCACAUCCUCAGUUUCUGCCAAAGGACUCCCGAAAGCAUUGUGAGAGAGGGAGUCCGCUCCUGGGUGCCCGACUGGACCGCCCCUGGCGUGAUGCCCACAAUCGGUGGGGUCUUUCUCGAAGAGGACCAUGAGGCGCAGCUCCGUGGUAACGCAAGUGGGAGUACCAAUCGGCGAGAUUGGGUCUCGAAGUGCAGGAUUCAAGAUAUCACUUACGAUGACCCCGCGGUUUCGCUCCCCUGUGUACUGGUCGGAAGUGUCGAAAGAGUUGGUCAUGAGUUCAAGGCGGUUCCUACCUCUCCAAAUUAUCUCGACAACUGUCGCGACUGGCUGUUAGAAAUUGACGAAAUGGUCACAGCUAGCGGACGGGAUUCAGGGCGAGCAGAUGUUGAAGAUCCAAGCAGGUUCAUUUACGGAUUCAAAGUUCUUCGGGGGAGCGUUCUUCCCCCACCUGACUUGGGAACUGAUGACGCCAAGAGGGAGUGGAUCAUGUCUGAAUCCUGGGAUUACCGGAGAGCAUGGAAGGCACACAAGCGGAGGGCGUUUGUUGACCCCUUUGGGCGCCCCGGCUUGGGACCAGCAGACAUGGUCACCGGUGACCAGAUCGCGGUGCUAGCUGGGGCUCAGUUGCCCUUCCUACUCAGGGGAGAUAAUGCUGCCGGCACUCACCCGGUGUCGGAGGGAACGCUAUUCAAAUGGCUCAAGCUCGUUUAGCUAACUUGGCCACAUCUGUGAUUAACUUCCUCGCCAGUGAUUCAAUACCCUGC